Mercenaria mercenaria is the source of this 2798-nucleotide messenger RNA. Its product is annotated as protocadherin Fat 3-like. Gene Ontology annotation, biological process: multicellular organism development; homophilic cell-cell adhesion; cell-cell junction assembly. The record is from RefSeq and is a predicted model, not a curated record. The transcript has 13 exons. NCBI's taxonomy places the organism in Eukaryota, Metazoa, Mollusca, Bivalvia, Venerida, Veneridae. The coding region runs from base 1 to 1665 and encodes 554 amino acids. Gene Ontology annotation, molecular function: cadherin binding; calcium ion binding. Gene Ontology annotation, cellular component: adherens junction; membrane; catenin complex.
AUGAGAACUUUCCAGCUUUUGAGUGUGGAAGAGGUUCUUAUGUAUCACAUCCGGGACCCAGUGAUAAAUAACUUGCCAGACAGCAGAACAUUGUCAAUAGAUACAUUCGGCGUAGGUGACAAUGUCUUUACUGUAGACGCAACUGACGCCGACAACGACCAGAUAACGUUGUCAAUCACGUGCAGUCCCGUUACGCCAACGUGUCCUUUCGACAUAUUUAACUCUGGGGACAUACAGCUAAAUGCCGACAUUUCGGGCACAACAGUCCCCGGAUAUGACGUCACAGUCAGCGUCAGUGACAGUAGCGGGAGUAACGGAAUAUCUAAAGUGUUAACGGUUACAUUUUCUGGUAUAAACAGUCAGCCGACAAUACAAAAUUUGGGCGUUACGUUAACAGUUCCUGAGAAUAACGCUCUGGGUGACACGUUAGAGACGACCGCGUGCACAGACCCUGAUGCUACGGACACCCUUGGGUUCUCCAUGGCGUGCACUCCUUCAUCAGGUCUAACAUACUUUGAAAUUGAUGCAUCAUCGGGUGCUAUAAGCACUUCAAGUUCAUUACUCAAUUAUGAGUUCCUUUUUGCUGCUGGAACAACAUCAUUUUCGUGCACCGUCACGUGCAGCGAUGGCCAGGCGUCUGACACGGCAACGAUAGGUUUUGACGUCACUGACGUCAAUGAGGCACCUAUGUUUUCGCAGAACGGAUACAGUAUUUCAGCGGACGAAGGAGCGGCCGGAACUCCUCUCCAGUCCUCCGGAUAUGACAUUAUUGAAGAAGACAAUAGCGAUACAAAAACAUUUAGUAUAGAUUGUGGUACUUCAACUGGAUAUUUCUCAAUCGACACCACGUCAGGAAUUCUUAGCUUUGGAAGCAAUUAUGACGUUGAUGACGGCGUUCGUCCGACGUCCGUGAGUUGUACCGUCACGGUAACGGACAGCGGUGGACUAACCGAUGCGGUGACGCUGUCUAUAACGAUUAAUAAUAUAAACGACAAUUCCCCAGUAUUUUUUCCAGCAGUCUAUAGCUGGUUUAUAUCCGAAGGUGCUUCCAUCGGUACAACCGUCGGGACGGUGACGGCAACUGAUGCUGAUAUCGGAACGUAUGGAGAUAUAAGCUAUAGCCUAGAUCAGUCAACUCUAGGAGCAAGUUAUUUCGGAAUUGAUCAAACGGGCAAAGUAUAUAUACAAACUUCUGUGGCCCCACUCGGCGGAGGUGUGACGGUAACAUUUAGCGUGGUGGCGACUGACGGAGGAGGAACAGAAACGCGUGUAAAUGCUACGGUAGUUACGGUGGUAACCACAACAACUACAACAACAACAACCACAGACAGGUUUAAGACAUUUUUUGAUGAUGGACGAAACAUAGUGUGGUUCACUGCCUGCUGUAUUGUUAUCGCUAUUACUAUAAUCGUCCUUGUGUGGAUGUGCUGUUCUUAUUGUGGAACCGAUGAUCCAAAGCCAAGACAAAGAAAAUUCAACUUCAAAUGCUGUAAAUGGUUGCGGGUGACAACCAAACCUCAGGUCAAGUUUGAAGAGCCAAAGGAAACCGAAGUUGUAACAAUAGAAGAACCACCACCUCAACCACCACCAGAAAUAGUCGAUAAACCCAAACCAGAGCCAGAGGGAUUCGACUUUUGGGCAUCAUCUGCCAACCAGUGGAGCUAACAGUAAAGUGGUCGUUCAGCAGCGAAUAUAAAAGAGACAUACAUUUCUUUUUCUGACAACAGAAACUUUUAUUCUGUCUUUCGUUUAAUAGUUUCGACAUAAAUGACCAUAUGGACAUUUUAUAUUGACUACUUUUCUUUGUUCGUGUUUCAUUUACAUCGUUAAAACUUUUAUUAGAAUAUAACUGCGUACUUCAGUUUAAGGAAGUGGGCUCAGAUUGACAAUCGGCAAUAUCCGUGCGAUUCCGCAUAUGAUUUCGUCAUUCUCCGGUUGUUAUGAAAGAGAAUUUUCUAUUACAGCCGAAGGAUGCCGAGAUCGCAAACGGAGAAUACGUCAUGACACGGAAAUUGCCGAUUGCCUUAAAUUUAGGGGUCCACUACCUUAAACAUAUUUUAUGCAGAUAAUUGAAUCAGAUAUCACACUGGAGAGUAGAUGAAAUUUAUUCUGAAUAACAAUACUUAUUAAGCUAACCAGUAUAGCUAUGGACAAACGGGUGCAAAUUAAACCAGAUAUGAUUUAUUUUAAGAUAUACACAGCUCUUUCCUUGUUCCAAGAUUUCAAAUCUAGUUUAUCCAUUACACCACUACCAAACGAGUUUUACUUGGAAGGGUACUUUAUUGGAGUUACUCUGUCCUAUCCGUUUCUCUGUCCAUCCCAUUUUUAAACACAAUAAUAGACUGCAAUGGGAGGAAGUAAAGAGAACAGCAUCUAUAACUCUACCUUAAAUAUUUAACUAUUUUUAUUAGACAUUAAGAUACUAACUCAAAAUUUAAUUAGUCGUCAGUUAGUAUUUUGAAAUAAAAAAAAAAAAAUAGCAUCCUGCCCUUUUAUCUGCAAAAUUUCAAGGCCUGUGCGUCUGUCUUUCAAAGGUCAAAAUAAAAAUUGAAUGUCUGUCUGUCUGUCUGCCAAAAUUGUUAAUUGGAAAAUACAUUAUAACAAAUUUGCACUGAAUUCAAAUGUAUACUCGAGAUAUCGGUAUUUGGUAUACACUUUCGGCAAUAACUGGUAAGAAUCUAAAUAUUUUCCCAAUAGAACGUUACGCAAAAUGACGUUACGUCAACUUUGCGCCCGAAGCGCAAUAAACUAGGGUUCAACUCAAAAUUAAGAUGACUGGAUUUGUGUGCGAAAUCAAC